Molecule: messenger RNA, 1373 nt
Organism: Glycine soja
Lineage: Eukaryota; Viridiplantae; Streptophyta; Magnoliopsida; Fabales; Fabaceae
Product: transcription factor bHLH25-like
Exons: 4
Coding region: 236-1045 (269 amino acids)
Molecular function (GO): protein dimerization activity
Source: RefSeq, a predicted model, not a curated record
CCUCCACUAUGUCCCAAGUCCCAACCACAGCAAUGCAGCUUUUUGCUCUGUCGCGAAUUGUGAGUCCUUUACUCUAUUAUUAGAUGCUCUCCCAUCCCACGGUUCAGAUCAAACCGCACGCUGGCUAAUACUCUCAUAAGUCUCAUUACAUAUUUUCUUCUUGUCUCUACUAAAAACCAACUUGGUAGGUUCAAGAAUUAUUAAUUCUUGAAGCACCCAGAAAAGACAGAACGCCAUGCUCUCAUCACUUCCUGAUAUGAUGGAGGACUCAUGGGAAAACUGGCUCUCUCAUCUGGGAAUGAAUGAUGAUUUUAGCUGCACCAACGCUGUAUCCUCUGAAGAGAUGGUUAGGUUGAACAAUGAUAGCUCAAAUGUUGUAGCAGCGAUUGGACCAAAAGUGGAAUACACUGACUCCUAUUUGAAGAGCAGUGAAGAGAAAUUAGGAAGUUGUUAUUGGCGUAAAAGGGGUGUGGAAAACCAUGAGUUGGAGGCAAAGGCAAGGGAUAAUGAGAGAGGAACAAAAAGGGCAAGAACCUCUUCUGAGACACAAUAUCAUGUGAUGUCAGAGAGAAAAAGGAGACAGGAUAUAGCAGAGAAAUUCAUAGCACUCUCAGCUACUAUACCUGGCUUGAAGAAGGUAGACAAGGCUACGGUGCUUCGGGAAGCCCUUAACUACAUGCGACAACUUCAACAGCGUAUAGCAGUGCUGGAAAAAGGGAGCAAUAAUAAAAGUAUAAAGUCAUUGAUCAUCACGAAAUCACGUCUUUGUUCUGCUUCAUGUGAAACAAACUCUAAUGAAGUGCUCCCUCAAGUUGAAGCAAGAGGUUUAGAGAAGGAAGUACUCAUUAGAAUCUAUUGUGAGAAACGAAAGGACAUCAUGCUCAAGCUUUUGGCCCUGCUAAAAGAUGUUCAUCUAUCAAUAGCCAGUAGCAGCAUAUUGCAAUUUGGAAACUCUAUUCUCAACAUUAUCAUAAUUGCUCAGAUGAGUGAGAAAUACAACUUGACGGUGAACGAUUUGGUUAAGACCUUAAAGCAGAUCUUUUGAAGUUGUAAUAUAAUGUAUGAGAUGUAACUUCAUGUGUAAUCGACUUCUCAAAUAUUUGUUUAUUGAGUUGGGAGUUCUUAAUUAUUGAGGAGGUAGCUGCGUGCGUUUUGAUUUUUUCUUCUUCUUUGAAAUACUACAAUAUGGCAUGUAACAACACUGAUGUCGGGAGAAAGGAACGAAAGGAAAGGAAAGCAGCCAAGGCCAAACUAAACUCAAAGCUAGGUUUGCUGGAACAUAUAUAUAGAAGUCCAAUCCUUCUAUUUGCAUGAUAGAGGAUUAUUCGCGUUUACUUUAUUUUCGUUAAUAUAUGAUUGAUUUGGUUUGAGUU